GCCUCGUCGUGACGUCACAAGCAUGGCGACGCGCUGAGCUGUGACGCUUUCACCUGAGGAAGUUUUUUUUUUUAACUUAUCUAAUUACCGCAGACAUCCAGCGGCUAAAAGCAUGGAUACAGACAGGCUAGCAAAGCUGGAGUUUGCAGUGCAGAUGACGUGUGAGGGCUGUGGAGACCAAGUCAGAGCUGCUCUGGAGCACAAAGACGGCGUGCACUCUGUCCGCGUGGACGUCAGUGAAGGACUCGUGCUGGUGGAGUCCUCCCUAACCAGUGGCGAGGUGCAAGCCCUGAUCGAAAGCACAGACCGCAGGGCUGUGUUUAAAGGAAUGGGGGGCUCAGAGGAGCAAGAUCAGGGUGCAGCAGUGGCCAUGCUGGCCGGCGAGGGGCAGGUCCAAGGAGUGGUGCGUUUUCUGCAGUUGUCUCCUGAGCGAUGCUUGAUUGAUGGGACUAUUGAUGGCUUGGAGCCUGGAGCCCACGGCCUCCAUGUACAUGCACUCGGGGACCUUACAGAUGACUGCCUGAGCUGUGGUGAACAUUUCAACCCGUUUGGAAGACACCAUGGUGGUCCACAAGAUGCUGAGCGGCAUGUCGGUGAUCUGGGAAACAUUUUUGCUGCACCUAAUGGCAGAGCAUCAUUUAGACUUGAGGACAGUCAACUGAAGGUCUGGGACGUGAUUGGACGGUCUCUGGUGGUGGACGCUGGACCAGACGACCUGGGCCAGGGGGGUCAUCCGCUAUCCAAGCUGACAGGAAACUCUGGUGCCCGGCUGGCGUGCGGGAUCAUCGCUAGGUCAGCGGGCCUCUUUCAGAACCCCAAACAGAUCUGCGCUUGCGACGGGCUCACGCUGUGGGAGGAGCGAGACCGGCCAAUGGCCGGAAAAGGGCGGAGCAAAGCAGACACAGAUACACUGGUGGCUAACCUCUGAGUGAGAA
Dunckerocampus dactyliophorus (ringed pipefish) is the source of this 935-nucleotide messenger RNA. It is a transcript of the gene ccs, whose product is annotated as copper chaperone for superoxide dismutase. The coding region runs from base 113 to 928 and encodes 271 amino acids. NCBI's taxonomy places the organism in Eukaryota, Metazoa, Chordata, Actinopteri, Syngnathiformes, Syngnathidae. The transcript is spliced from 7 exons. The record is from RefSeq and is a predicted model, not a curated record. Gene Ontology annotation, molecular function: copper ion binding. Gene Ontology annotation, biological process: removal of superoxide radicals.